Molecule: messenger RNA, 1882 nt
Organism: Rhizophagus irregularis DAOM 181602=DAOM 197198
Lineage: Eukaryota; Fungi; Glomeromycota; Glomeromycetes; Glomerales; Glomeraceae
Source: RefSeq, a predicted model, not a curated record
AAAAAGUAUUUCUUAUUUUAUCAAGUCCUGCGCCUCAAGGUCGCAAUAUUCAUUUUUUGGUGGUGGUACAAUUCGAGGUUUGAUCAACAAUUUGCAUUUUUUAUCAAUUUAUUUCGGAGUCUGCAUGAACAAAUUUUAAACAUUAUUCAUUCAUGCUUUCUCAUUAAUUAAAAUUAUGUCUACUCUUCGUUAUGAAUUAAUUUAUGCAACCAUAAAUAGAGCAGAUACAUUGAUAGAUGUUAAUAUUUAUAAUGAUAUACACAAACACUUUGAAAUUAAAAAACAAACCGUUCUUACUGAUAAAUUUCUUACAAAUGAUGAAAAAACUUAUGCAAUAAGAUUUUUAACUAAAGAUUAUGAUCGAGAUAAGGUUAUGGAUAAUGUUGGUACGAAAAGAAUUUGUGAAAAUUGUAACCAAGAAUGUUUGGCUACAUUAUAUUGUGAUCAUUGUAUUCGAAAUUAUUUAAAAAAAAAUUUUACAAAUUGGACGUCUGGAAAUGAUGAUAUUGAUAAUUUAAUACAGAAAUGUCAAAUGGAAGUACUUGCUCCAAAUAUGAUAGUGGAGUGGAUCCCAUACAGCAAUUUAAAAAAUAUUAAAUAUUUAAUAAAAGAUGAAUUUUCCGAAAUUUAUACAGCAGACUGGAUUGGUGGAAUAUAUGAUGAAUGGGAUUCUAAUAAAAAACAAUUAAAAAGAAUUGAAAGACCUGAAAUACAAAGUCCAUUGGUAAAAGUAGUGCUUAAAAAAUUAAUAAAUGUUAAAAGUGCAAGUAAAAGUUGGUUUGAAGAGGCUAAAUCAUACUUAACUAUAAGUAAUAAAAGGACAGAAAUUGUUCGAUGUUAUGGUUUAACACAAAAUCCAUUAAAUGAAAAUUAUAUGCUUGUGAUGGCGAAAAUGGAUAUAGAUUUAAGAAAAUAUUUGCAACAAAACCACGAAAAAGUUACAUGGAAAGAGAGAAUUAAAAUUGCUUAUGAAAUAGUUCUUACACUUUGUUAUAUUCAUAAAGAGAAAGUUAUACAUAGAGAUUUACAUUCUGGAAAUAUAUUAUAUUUACAAUUGAAUGAUUAUUGGUAUAUUGGUGAUCUUGGAUUUUAUGGACCUGCUGAUAAACCAUCAAAAAGUAUAUAUGGAAAUCUUCCUUAUAUAGCGCCCGAAGUUCUUAUUGGAGGAGAAUAUACUUUUGCAUCUGAUAUUUAUAGUAUUGCAAUUCUUAUGUGGGAAAUUUCAUCCGGACAACCACCAUUUAUAAAUUAUGAACAUGAUAAUGAUCUUGCAGUGAAUAUUAUCAAUGGUAUAAGACCAAAAAUUGUACCAGAAACUCCAUUAGAAUAUAAAGAUUUAAUGAAAGAAUGUUGGGAUUCCGAUCCAUCAAAAAGGCCUGAUGCUUUUACACUUUUGAAAAAAAUAGAAAAGAUUAAUUUUGAUUAUCAAAAUAUGUCAGAUGGAUUAUUCCAAUCAGAAAGCGAUAACUUAGAAAUAAGUAAGGCUAGUAAUUUAGAAACAAAUUAUACAAGUAGCAGACUAUUUACGAGUAAAAUUCAUAACUUUGAAAAUCUACCCGAACCAAGAAAUGCAACAGAAGAAGAACAAGAAGAAUUUCACAAUAAAUCAAAUGAUUCUAGCAUUCCUGAUGAUAUUAAUGAUCUUGACGGGUCAAAUAAGCAGAAUGGUAGAAGAUCAUCAAAAGUAGUUAAUAUUUUUAGAGCUGGCAGUAGAAGAUUAUCUAAAGUAUUUAAAAAGUUGCAAAUAAAUUCAAAUGAUGACGAAAAAGAAAUAAUUCAAAAAGAGCAAGAUAUUAAUAUUGAUGGUAGGUGAAAUUUAUAUAAUAAUAAAAUAAUUUUUUUUUUACUAUUUUUAAUUCUUGCUUAUUCAUUUUUCUUAUAG